AUGCAAACUCCAAGAUCUAGUCAUCUACAAGCAGCAUAUCACACCCUCCGUUAUCUUCGUAGUGACCCCGCACUUGGUAUAUUUUUGAAUUCAGAUCCUUCUCUUCAAUUACUGGGUUUUUGCGAUGCGGAUUGGGCAGCUUGUGCCUAUACAUGGCAUUCAGUCAAUGGUUUUUAUCUCAGUUUAGACGGAUCUCCUGUUUCUUGGAAAUCCAAGAAACAACCGGUUGUCUCUUUAUCUUCUGCCGAAGCCGAGCCUCAUUUCCUUGAACUCCCCACCUCUUCUCAGAUCGCCGAUUUAUUCACCAAGGCUUUGGCCGGACCUCUUCACCGUCACUUUACUGGCAAGUUAGGUGUCCGAUCACCGGAUACCUACUUGAGGGGGGAUGUUUCCGAUGGUACUAUGACGGUCCAACACGACAAAGCUUUCACAGAGAAAGGGGAAAGAAGAGAUAAAGCUUUUACAGAGAAAGAGAAAAGAAGAGGACUUGGUCUGAAAGAGAAAGAGAAAGGAAGAGAUUAA
Lycium barbarum (goji berry) is the source of this 522-nucleotide messenger RNA. RefSeq names its product secreted RxLR effector protein 161-like. The transcript has 2 exons. The coding region runs from base 1 to 522 and encodes 173 amino acids. The record is from RefSeq and is a predicted model, not a curated record. Lineage: Eukaryota; Viridiplantae; Streptophyta; Magnoliopsida; Solanales; Solanaceae.